CCCAGGCUGGAUUCAAACCCACCAGCUCAGUAUGUGGCUGGCGCCUUAGCCACCUUAGCCACAGGCGCCAAGCCCAGAAUCUCCCUCUUAAACUCCUGAGCUCAAGGGAUCUUCCCUCCACGGCCUUUCCUCAAGCUAGGAUUACAGGCAGGAGCCACCACACCACGCCCCGCCCCAGGGUAAGGAAAUCUUAUCCACCAUUCACAACAGUUGUAAUAGAUUCACAUUUAGUAGUAGUUCAAAAGGAAUUCUGCAGAAACAGAAGUAUGUAAUUACUCGCAGACCUUCCUGCCCAGGCUAGGUUAGGUGAGUGGUUUUCAUUCAAAUUUCAGUGUGUGACGGUAUCUAUUAAAACAGAUUGCUGUGUAGCCUUCCUCGAGUGCCGGAUUCCGACGCCCAGCUGUUGCCCUCGAUAGAGUGCUGUGCCGUCACAGCUCACAGCGACCUCAAACUCUUAGGCUCAAGCGAUUCUCUUGGGACUACAGAAGCCUGCCAAAACGCCCGGCCACUUUUUGUUGCGGUUCUCAUUGUUGUUAAGCUGGCCCGGGCCGGGUUGGUCUCGCCAACCUCGGUACAGGUGGCCGGCGCCGUAACCAUUGUGUUAUGGGCGCCUCGCUCUUGCUCAGAGUGGCCUCGAACUCCUGAACUCAAGCAAUCCACACGCUUUGGCCUCCCAGAUUACAGACGUGAGGCAACGGGCCCGAGGUUUUGAUCUUGAAUCCAUCGGAAAAAGUGUUGGUCGAGGCAGGGCAAUAAUAACAACUAACGUUUCUCAGAAGGCAAUGCUCUCCGUUCGCCAGCAUUUCCGUUUCCAAGUCGCGGACAUUCUCUGAAAACCUGCGAACCGUAACCCAGUCCUGGGCUAUGAAGCUAGCAUUCAGUUCAGGCUCUGGGGAUGGGUUAGGGACCAGCGCCGGCUCCUCGGUGAUCUAUUGCUCUCCCCCGCAGGCCGUGGCCACGCCCCCGACAGCCUAUUAGCUCGCAGGUCCUCCGGCUGCCCUCGCCCACACGCUGUUGCCGUGGGUCGCACCAGGCUGAGGUGUUGCUGCCUGAGCGUUGGAUCCGAGACGUGGCUCCCAGGGCAGAGGAACCAUGUUGGAUUUCGCGAUCUUCGCCAUAACCUUCUUGCUGGCGUUGGUGGGAGCGGUGCUAUACCUCUACCCGGCUUCUAGACAAGCUGCAGGAAUUCCAGGGAUUACUCCAACUGAAGAAAAAGAUGGUAAUCUUCCAGAUAUUGUGCAUAGCGGAAGUUUACAUGAGUUCCUGGUUAAUUUGCAUGAAAGAUAUGGGCCUGUGGUCUCUUUCUGGUUUGGAAGGCGCCUUGUGGUUAGUCUGGGCACUGUUGAUGUACUAAAACAGCAUAUCAACCCCAAUAAGACAUUGGACCCUUUUGAAACCAUGCUGAAAUCAUUAUUAAAAUAUCAAUCUGGCUGUGGAAGUGGGAGUGAAAACCACAUGAGGAAAAAAUUAUAUGAAAAUGGUGUGACUAAUUCUCUGCAGAGCAAUUUUGGUCUCCUGCUAAAGCUUUCAGAAGAAUUGUUAGAUAAAUGGCUGUCCUACCCAGAGACCCAGCAUGUACCCCUCAGCCAGCAUAUGCUUGGUUUUGUUAUGAAAUCUGUUACACAGAUGGUAAUGGGUAGUACAUUUGAAGAUGACCAAGAAGUCAUUCGCUUCCAGAAGAAUCAUGGCACAGUAUGGUCUGAAAUUGGAAAAGGCUUUUUAGAUGGAUCACUAGAUAAAAGUACACCUAGGAAAAAGCAGUAUGAAGAUGCCCUUAUGCAACUGGAAUCUAUUUUAAAGAAAAUUAUAAAAGAACGAAAAAGAAGGAACUUCAGUCAACAUAUUUUCAUUGACUCCUUAGUACAGGGGAACCUUAAUGACCAACAGAUCCUAGAAGACAGUAUGAUAUUUUCUCUGGCCGGUUGCAUAAUAACUGCAAAAUUGUGUACCUGGGCAAUCCUUUUUUUAACGACCUGUGAAGAAGUUCAACAAAAACUGUAUGAAGAGAUAAACCAAGUCUUGGGCAGUAGUCCUAUUACUCCAGAGAAAAUUGAGCAGCUCAGGUAUUGUCGGCACGUGCUCUGUGAAACUGUUCGGACUGCCAAAUUGACCCCACUUUCUGCCCGACUUCAAGAUAUUGAAGGAAAAAUUGACCGAUUUAUUAUUCCUAGAGAGACCCUCGUCCUUUAUGCCCUUGGUGUGGUACUUCAGGAUCCCAAUACUUGGCCAUCACCACACAAGUUUGAUCCAGAUCGAUUUGAUGAUGAAUUAGCAAGGAAAACUUUUUCCUCACUUGGAUUCUCAGGCACACAGGAAUGCCCAGAGUUGAGGUUUGCAUAUAUGGUGACCACAGUACUCCUGAGUGUAUUGGUGAAGAGACUGCACCUACUUUCUGUGAAGGGACAAGUUAUUGAAACAAAGUAUGAACUGGUAACAUCAUCAAGGGAAGAAGCUUGGAUCACUGUCUCAAAGAGAGAUUAAAAUUUAUGCAUUU
Molecule: messenger RNA, 2494 nt
Organism: Nycticebus coucang (slow loris)
Lineage: Eukaryota; Metazoa; Chordata; Mammalia; Primates; Lorisidae
Product: cytochrome P450 20A1
Exons: 13
Coding region: 1093-2481 (462 amino acids)
Cellular component (GO): membrane
Molecular function (GO): monooxygenase activity; oxidoreductase activity, acting on paired donors, with incorporation or reduction of molecular oxygen; iron ion binding
Source: RefSeq, a predicted model, not a curated record